AUGCAGCCCUCACUGAAUCCUGAUACAAAUAAACUAAGCAGCGAUAUCUUAAUUCUCAAUAAAUGGCUCCCUUUUUCUCAUUUCAAGCACGGUGACAUCAUCGCUUUACGUCCUCCAGAUAACCCAAACAAACUGGCUAUCAAGCGUAUCAUUGGUCUUUAUGGCGAUACCAUCAACGACUCUUACGUCGAUCGCGGCCAUUGCUAUGUCCAAGGAGACGAGACUUUUCACUCAAUUGAUAGCAGACAGUAUGGCCAGAUCAGCCUCGGUACUAUUAUCGGUAAAGGCAUUGCUAUAGUAUACCCCUUUGAUAGAUUACAAUGGCUGCAUUAG
Wallemia ichthyophaga EXF-994 is the source of this 333-nucleotide messenger RNA. RefSeq lists its product as uncharacterized. Gene Ontology annotation, biological process: mitochondrial respiratory chain complex assembly. Gene Ontology annotation, cellular component: membrane; mitochondrial inner membrane peptidase complex. The record is from RefSeq and is a predicted model, not a curated record. Bases 1 to 333 code for a protein of 110 amino acids. Gene Ontology annotation, molecular function: serine-type endopeptidase activity. The transcript has 2 exons. NCBI's taxonomy places the organism in Eukaryota, Fungi, Basidiomycota, Wallemiomycetes, Wallemiales, Wallemiaceae.